AUGAGGACGACAACAACAACAAGUCGGCCAAUACAAAGCCAUACAACAACACAUGGCGUUCGCUUUAUCCAGAUCCUGAUAAUUUGUCUCCUAACAAGGGAAUCUCUGGGCCGCACAGCUGCCUCCAGACAAAAGGCUUUAGAACAAAUAUUGGAUAGUGGUGGUCAUGGACGAAAGGCUGGCGAUUCGGCGGGAGAGACUGAUGACGAUUGCGAUAACGCAGAUGGCAUCUAUCAUCGGCCACAUUUCACCAAAGGACGUUCGGUUAUGGUGCAAUUGUUUGAGUGGAAAUUUGUGGAUGUUGCCGAGGAAUGUCGUCGAUUUUUGGGACCCAAGGGGUAUGGUGGGGUGCAAGUAAGUCCUGGUCCUCGUGGUCUGUCACCCGUUCUGGAACACACAGUAAUUAAAACGGAUGGGCUUAAUCAUCCAUGGUGGCAACGUUACGAAACCAUUUCCUAUCGUCUAAGCUCGCGUUCGGGUGAUGAAACAGAUUUCUAUUCCAUGAGUCGCAUCUGCAAUGAUUUGGGUGUUCGGUUGUAUGUGGAUGUAGUACUAAAUCACAUGGCAGCUCCUUUGCUUCAGCUGCUAAACAAUAAGACCACGAAGGCAGGAGCCGGAUCAUCACCACCCUCCAAUGAAGCUUUUAUUGUCAACACAUUGUUGGCAACGGAUGUUAACAUAUCGCAAUCUUCAUAUCCUGAGGUACCCUACGAGGCGAAAGAUUUUCAUCGUUACUGUGCGAUAAACCUGGCCACAUCGAAUGCCCAAGAAAUGCGUAAUUGUCAGCUAAAUGGACAUCCUGAUUUGGAUCAUUCCCACAACACAGUACGCCAAUCGAUUGUGGCCAUGCUAAAUAAAUUUAUUGAUAUGGGUGUGGCGGGAUUUAGGAUUGAUUCGGCAAAAUAUGUUUGGCCAAUUGAUUUGAAGCUUAUUUAUGAACAGUUGAAGGAUUUGAAUACGGAAUAUAAUUUUCCGGCCAAGGCAAGGCCAUUUAUGUAUCAUGAUGUAUUCGAUAUGGGAUUGGAUCAGAUAUCGAAGUAA
Molecule: messenger RNA, 1041 nt
Organism: Musca vetustissima
Lineage: Eukaryota; Metazoa; Arthropoda; Insecta; Diptera; Muscidae
Product: alpha-amylase-like
Exons: 3
Coding region: 1-1041 (346 amino acids)
Biological process (GO): carbohydrate metabolic process
Molecular function (GO): cation binding; alpha-amylase activity
Source: RefSeq, a predicted model, not a curated record